GCUGCGCGCGGCCCCGAGCCAUGGCGGACGAGGAGCUGGAGGCGCUGCGGCAGCAGCGGCUGGCCGAGCUGCAGGCCAAGCACGGGGAUCCUUCCAGUGAUCCAUCACAACAGGAAGCAAAACAGAGGGAAGCAGAGAUAAGAAAUACUCUUUUAGCUCAAGUUCUUGAUCAAGCAGCUCGUGCAAGAUUAAGCAAUUUAGCACUUGUGAAACCAGACAAAGCAAAAGCAGUAGAGAAUUAUCUUAUACAGAUGGCAAGAUUUGGACAGCUAGCUGGAAAGGUAUCAGAACAAGGUUUGAUAGAAAUACUUGAAAAAGUGAGUCAGCAAACAGAAAAGAAAACAACAGUAAAGUUCAACAGAAGGAAAGUACUGGAUUCUGAUGAAGAGGAUGAUGAGUAAUACUACUGUAAGCCUGCCAAAGGAAGGGCCUGGGGAGAAGCAGCACGCUGGCGUGGGGCAGAGCACACCAGCCCCAAAUGUUUACGUUUCUUUACUUUUUUUUUUUUUAAUAGAAAAGCCAACAAACCAACUUGUCUUGUAAAACAAAUCUGAAGAGGGAAUUUUAUAACUGAAAUUUUUGUAGUAUAAGAGGCUUGAACAGUGUGGGCUUCCCCACUGCUUCAUUAGCAUGAAUACUUUGUUGCCCCUUUAUCAGCGUGUAUGCUCUGCUUUCACCAACUGCACACAGUUAACUUGCUGCUACUGGAAAUACCCUCGCAUAAGAAGGAGCCCAGUGUAAAUCUAGAAACAACCCUUUCUGUGGAAGACUCACCUCCAGGCUCUAAAUCACAGAAGUGUUAGAAAUGAGAUUUCCUGAGCCCCUGGAGGACGCCUGUCUAGCAGCUGAGUGGCUCUCCAGUCCCACUGGAAAUUUAUAAAGUAAGAGUAUCAAAGUACCAUCUGUGGAUCAGAGGACUUCGUAUCAGGCAGUCUGUGUAAAGAAAUCAACCAGCAUACAAUUGAACUGUUCCCCUAUGAAAAAAUUAAUCUGUCUCAAAAAAGCAAGUUAACUGUGUAGUACAGCACUGUUCAGACACUUGGUAUCCUGUAUUCUUAAAACUACCUCCAUUUUUAUCAAAUGGCUGGAGUGUUUCUUACCUUGGGGAAAAUAGACCGUUUUCCUAAAUUUUCUGCAACUCCUGCAUGCCUAAAGUAAAACUGAACUUGUGCGAUACAUUUCUUAAAAAAUAUGGUUAUGGAAAUAAAUAGGUUAAAUACUGUAACAUGCUGACAAACACUCUACCACCACUAAAGCCUUUUCUGACAUAAUUUAACAGGAACAUGUAUGAGCCCAACUGCAGUGUUUUAUUGGAACAGAAUAAAAUUGUUUCAAGUGA
Molecule: messenger RNA, 1339 nt
Organism: Colius striatus (speckled mousebird)
Lineage: Eukaryota; Metazoa; Chordata; Aves; Coliiformes; Coliidae
Gene: PDCD5
Product: programmed cell death 5
Exons: 6
Coding region: 21-401 (126 amino acids)
Cellular component (GO): cytosol; nucleus
Molecular function (GO): DNA binding
Source: RefSeq, a predicted model, not a curated record